AUGGCAGGGUGCCUCGCUGCGGGUGCAGGAAGGCGCCUGUGGAGCUGGGUGCCCCAGGCCUGCAGAAGUUUCUCUCUAGGUGUUCCUGACUUGUAUUUUGUAAGGAACACCGUCCCGCCCCCCAAAGUGGUUGAUCGCUGGAACGAGAAGAGGGCCAUGUUUGGGGUGUAUGAUAACAUCGGCAUCCUGGGAAAUUUUGAAAAGCACCCCAAAGAACUAAUCAAGGGCCCAAAAUGGCUUCGAGGCUGGAAAGGGAAUGAAUUGCAGCGUUGUAUCCGAAAGAAGAGAAUGGUUGGAUAUCGGAUGUUCAGUGAUGACCUACACAAGCUUAACAAACGCAUCAGCUAUCUCUACAAACAUUUUAACCGACAUGGAAAGUACCGGUAG
Pipistrellus nathusii (Nathusius's pipistrelle) is the source of this 387-nucleotide messenger RNA. The record is from the annotation of a GenBank genome assembly. NCBI's taxonomy places the organism in Eukaryota, Metazoa, Chordata, Mammalia, Chiroptera, Vespertilionidae.